AUGCCGAGCAUAGUCCGAUUUGGUCGGACCAAAAAGUCGUCUAAACCCGAAACCGAGAAUGCUAACUCCACUCCCCAUGUGCCAGCUACACCAAAUUCGUUUCGAGCUCCUCGCAUCAGCUUGCCCCAUGUCGAUACAGAGCUGAACAUGUCACAGCACAAUGGUUUGUUUGCGGUCGACUCUCCCGAGCGACUUAAGGGCCCAGAGAUUGUGGAGAAUACAAUGGAUACAAUAAGUCCGCCUCCAAGCUAUAUCAGUAACGGAUCACCAAACCCCAUGAACGGUGAUGCGACAGCAGGGGAAUGGUCUUCCGCCGUCGGCCACGCAGCUACGGGCAAGUCCGGACGUGUCAUACACAAUCUACAAGAAGAUAUCGCGCGCCUGACCCGCGAAUGCAGCGUCUACCGGUCUCGCGCGGAGGAGACCCAACGGAUGAACGAAGCCUUCAAAACGCAGGUACAGAAUAUGACCGACCGUCUCCGCAACCUUGAACAUUCGAACGAAAUGAACCUACAUUCACUCUCACGUAAGGAAAAGAAGAUCGAGGAGCUGCGCGCCGAGCUCCAAGGCGAACGGGAUAGACGGGAACUAGCGGAUAACGAAAAGGCAAGAUUUCGCCAAUUGAUGGAUGAAGCGCAAGAUGAUUUCCAUCAAAAGUGCGCCGAACUACAAGAGGUCGCCCAUCACUCCCAGACUCAGUACGACGUCUUGGCGAAAUCUGGGCAGCGCGAACGAUCCGACCAACAACGGAGGCUGAAAGGUAUACGGGAAGAAUUCAUUGCGUUGAGAGAAGCACAUAAUCAAACAAAUUCGCAAUUAGGCCAGUUGGAUUCCGUCAUGGCCCAGAAAGACCGAGAGAUUGAACUCGAACGAGCCAAAUUCGAAGCCUUGUUCAAGCAGUAUGAGGCCUACAAGCGAGCGCAUGACGAAGAAGUGCGAGACUUGAUCGAACAAAACCAGCAGGGCCAGGCCAAGCUCGACGCUGCCCUUGCAUCCCUGAAAGAAACCGAGGGUCAGAUGAAAUGGGUCUUACAAGUCAAACGCGAGGUCAACGACGCCGAAUGA
Molecule: messenger RNA, 1065 nt
Organism: Aspergillus mulundensis
Lineage: Eukaryota; Fungi; Ascomycota; Eurotiomycetes; Eurotiales; Aspergillaceae
Exons: 2
Coding region: 1-1065 (354 amino acids)
Biological process (GO): endoplasmic reticulum inheritance; mRNA transport
Source: RefSeq, a predicted model, not a curated record